AUGAACAGACCUCAUAUGGACAGACCUUAUCAGGCCAGACCUCAUAUGGACAGACCUCAUACGGACAGACCUUAUCAGGCCAGACCUCAUAUGGACAGACCUCAUAUGGACAGACCUCAUAUGGACAGACCUCAUAUGGACAGACCUCAUAUGGACAGACCUCAUAUGGACAGACCUCAUACGGACAGACCUUAUCAGGACAGACCUCAUAUGGACAGACCUCAUAUGGACAGACCUCAUAUGGACAGACCUCAUAUGGACAAACCUCAUACGGACAGACAUUAUCAGGCCAGACCUCAUAUGGACAGACCUCAUAUGGACAGACCUUAUCAGGCCAUACCUCAUAUGGACAGACCUCAUAUGGACAGACCUCAUAUGGACAGACCUCAUACGGACAGACCUUAUCAGGCCAGACCUCAUAUGGACAGACCUCAUAUGGACAGACCUCAUACGGACAGACCUUAUCAGGCCAUACCUCAUAUGGACAGACCUCAUAUGGACAGACCUCAUAUGGACAGACCUCAUAUGGACAGACCUCAUAUGGACAGACCUCAUACGGACAGACCUUAUCAGGCCAGACCUCAUAUGGACAGACCUCAUAUGGACAGACCUCAUAUGGACAGACCUCAUAUGGACAGACCUCAUAUGGACAGACCUUAUCAGGCCAGACCUCAUAUGGACAGACCUCAUAUGGACAGACCUCAUAUGGACAGACCUCAUAUGGACAGACCUCAUACGGACAGACCUCAUAUGGACAGACCUCAUAUGGACAGACCUCAUAUGGACAGACCUCAUAUGGACAGACCUCAUACGGACAGACCUUAUCAGGCCAGACCUCAUAUGGACAGACCUUAUCAGGCCAGACCUCAUAUGGACAGACCUCAUAUGGACAGACCUCAUAUGGACAGACCUCAUAUGGACAGACCUCAUACGGACAGACCUUAUCAGGCCAGACCUCAUAUGGACAGACCUUAUCAGGCCAGACCUCAUAUGGACAGACCUCAUAUGGACAGACCUCAUACGGACAGACCUUAUCAGGCCAGACCUCAUAUGGACAGACCUCAUAUGGACAGACCUUAUCAGGCCAUACCUCAUAUGGACAGACCUCAUAUGGACAGACCUCAUAUGGACAGACCUCAUAUGGACAGACCUUAUCAGGCCAGACCUCAUAUGGACAGACCUCAUACGGACAGACCUUAUCAGGCCAGACCUCAUAUGGACAGACCUCAUAUGGACAGACCUCAUAUGGACAGACCUCAUAUGGACAGACCUCAUACGGACAGACCUUAUCAGGCCAGACCUCAUAUGGACAGACCUUAUAUGGACAGACCUCAUAUGGACAGACCUCAUAUGGACAGACCUCAUACGGACAGACCUUAUCAGGCCAGACCUCAUAUGGACAGACCUCAUACGGACAGACCUUAUCAGGCCAGACCUCAUAUGGACAGACCUCAUAUGGACAGACCUCAUAUGGACAGACCUCAUAUGGACAGACCUCAUAUGGACAGACCUCAUAUGGACAGACCUCAUAUGGACAGACCUCAUACGGACAGACCUUAUCAGGCCAGACCUCAUAUGGACAGACCUUAUCAGGCCAGACCUCAUAUGGACAGACCUCAUAUGGACAGACCUCAUAUGGACAGACCUCAUAUGGACAGACCUCAUAUGGACAGACCUCAUACGGACAGACCUUAUCAGGCCAGACCUCAUAUGGACAGACCUUAUCAGGCCAGACCUCAUAUGGACAGACCUCAUAUGGACAGACCUCAUACGGACAGACCUUAUCAGGCCAGACCUCAUAUGGACAGACCUCAUAUGGACAGACCUCAUACGGACAGACCUUAUCAGGCCAGACCUCAUAUGGACAGACCUCAUAUGGACAGACCUCAUAUGGACAGACCUCAUAUGGACAGACCUCAUAUGGACAGACCUCAUACGGACAGACCUCAUAUGGACAGACCUCAUACGGACAGACCUCAUAUGGACAGACCUCAUAUGGACAGACCUCAUACGGACAAACCUCAUAAAAGCACUCCUCAUAUGGGCACACAACAUAUGGACAAAUACAACACACACCGCAGACCUCACAUGGGACACACCGCAAAACCCCUAUGGACACACGCCAUAUGGACACACAUUCCAUACCUUAUAUGGACACACCGCUUAUGGACAUAUACCACAGACCUCAUAUGA
Messenger RNA from Biomphalaria glabrata, 2193 nucleotides. RefSeq lists its product as uncharacterized. The transcript has a single exon. Bases 1 to 2193 code for a protein of 730 amino acids. The record is from RefSeq and is a predicted model, not a curated record. NCBI's taxonomy places the organism in Eukaryota, Metazoa, Mollusca, Gastropoda, Planorbidae.